CGCUUGGCAUCAUCCUGUUGUGUGCCCACCUAGUUCCAGCGACGAACGACCCGAAAGCUUUCUGCUUGAAGUGAAUAUAUUUCUAGCAAAAGCCGCCGGCUCGGCACGCGUUUUUCAGAUUUGUUUUCGGUCGUUGUCGUAGCAUUUUAUUUUAUCGUCAAAAUGAGCCAAGAUGUAAUAGGCUGCUGUGUAGUUAUUGCUAGCUAGGCAGUCAAAUUCCUUCAACCAGCAGCCUGCUGCUUCAAUCACUGCGGGUUGACACAUUUUAGCCGAGGCGCUGUUUAGUGAGCUAGCGGGCUAGCAGGGCAGCCUCCGUAGUCGUUACGUCUAAUUUAGCCAGCGUUAGCUGAUGUAGUUACUCGGAAAAUAGGCGCAGUGCUGCGGUGUGGAUAGUGCAAUAUAGAUUACCACUCUAAUAUUAGCCUGCUGACAAGGGGUCUUUACUUUUACAGACUAAACGGGCUUAUCUAGCGUUGGGGAGAGUGCACAGAUAUCAGCUGUUACGGGUUCGGAUGUGGCGACUCUGCGGUCUUAAACCACUUUUAGCGGAUUGAGAAGAUUAAAUUAAAGAAGGUAGAAUUGGAUCUCCCAGUGACACCCGAGGGGUUAAUGAUAUAAACGGGUAUUAAGUAGCUAAUCUGUGGCAGCUGGAGUCAUUUUAAUAUUAGCUGUAUUAAGAGGCGUGCAGGCUGAGAGCAUCUCGGGGAGGCCCCACCGUCUCCUGGCUCCCUCCUCCUUGUCCGAAUCUCCCGUGAUUUGCUGAGAUCGCCCGGUUGAAGUCGCAGUUGCUCUCGGCCGGGGGGACAACUUGACAGCGAGGCCCCUUGGCUAGUCUCCCCCCCCACCCCCUCCCCCAGUCCUAUCCAUCCACUCGUCCGGUCCGACUACUACCACCACCACCACCACCUCCUCGCUAGAGACAGAAGCGAGGAAACCGGGGUUCGGGAGAAGCUGAAACCGUGGGCAAGUGUUCGUUAGGUCCCGCCUGAACCGGGCUGCCAAAAACCAGAGGGGAUGACUCUGGAGUCCAUGAUGGCUUGCUGCCUGAGCGAAGAGGCGAAGGAGUCGAAACGAAUCAAUGCAGAAAUUGACAAACAACUCCGCCGAGACAAGCGAGACUCCAGGAGAGAGCUGAAAUUACUGCUGCUCGGUACAGGAGAAAGUGGCAAGAGCACCUUCAUCAAGCAGAUGAGGAUCAUCCAUGGAGCUGGAUACUCUGAUGAAGAUAAAAGAGGCUUCAUUCGACUUGUUUAUCAAAACAUCUUCACCUCCAUGCAGUCCAUGAUCCGCGCCACUGAGAACCUCAAGAUCCCCUACAAAUAUGAAGACAACCGGGCUAAUGCUAUGCUUGUGAAGGAGGUGGACAUUGAGAAGAUCAAUAGUUUUGAGCAACCAUACAUCACAGCUAUUAAAACCCUGUGGGCUGAUCCAGGAAUCCAGGAGGCCUACGACCGUCGCAGAGAAUACCAGCUCUCUGACUCCACAAAAUAUUACCUUAGUGAUAUAGACCGUGUGACUGCGGAGGGUUAUGUUCCCACCCAGCAAGAUGUACUGAGGGUCCGUGUUCCCACCACGGGUAUAAUAGAGUACCCGUUUGACCUGGAGAACGUCAUCUUCAGUUAUCUUUCGGAUCUGGAUCGUAUUUCAGAUUCCAACUAUCUUCCCACACAGCAGGAUGUACUCAGGGUGCGCAUCCCCACUACAGGAAUCAUAGAGUACCCCUUCGACUUGCAAAGCAUCAUUUUCAGGAUGGUAGAUGUAGGGGGCCAGAGGUCAGAGAGGAGGAAGUGGAUUCACUGCUUUGAGAAUGUCACUUCCAUUAUGUUUCUUGUGGCGCUGAGUGAGUAUGAUCAGGUCCUGGUGGAGUCAGACAAUGAGAACCGCAUGGAAGAGAGUAAGGCUCUGUUCAGGACUAUCAUUACCUACCCCUGGUUUCAAAACUCCUCUGUCAUCCUCUUCCUUAAUAAGAAAGACCUGCUAGAGGAGAAGAUCACCUACUCGCACUUGGUGGACUACUUUCCCGAGUUUGAUGGUCCCCAGAGAGAUGCACAGGCGGCGCGGGAGUUCAUCCUCAAGAUGUUUGUGGACUUAAACCCAGACAGCGACAAGAUCAUCUACUCUCACUUCACUUGUGCCACGGACACUGAGAACAUCCGCUUUGUGUUUGCAGCUGUCAAAGACACCAUCCUACAGCUCAAUCUCAAAGAGUACAACCUGGUGUGAGGGCUCAAAUGCGACGCACAUCUCCUCCCCCACUGCACAAAUGCACACCUCUUUGGGAAUGUGCCGUCAGCUCCACAUGCAUUACACAGCACAUCACUCCAGCUCACAUACACAAACACACACAGCCGCAGAUGUGCACGCAUGCACGCACACAAUCCCUCCCCCAACAGAACCGUUUUUUUUGUUUGUUUUUUUCCUCCCCCUUUCUCCCAGUACAGUGAACCCACAGAUCCUCCCACCUGCAGACGUUGCCCCUCUUCUUUCACCAAAGCCUCUUCCUCCUCCUCUCGGCAGCUUGCUGUGUUAGUCUUCAGUCCUCCCAAAGCUGCUCUGUGUGUGUGGGUGUGGAUUUGGCCCCGGCUGCUGGCUCUGGCACACAAACCUUUCACACGAGCUAUACAGUGACUGGAGGGGAUUUUGGUGUGAGUGCGUGUGUGUGUUUGUGUAUUGGGGGCAUCAUUGAUUAGAGAGGAUCUGUGUUUCGGUGAAUAGCGGCAUCAUACCCCCUGGCCCUUCGGAGUUUACCUUCAGCGGUGCGAGAGCAGAUCCUCCGUCGUCUCCUUUCCACGCUCCUGCCAGUGUGGAAUUAACAGAGUUCCAUAUUUUCUGACACCAUCCGAGGACCUGAGAGAUACUUCAGAGCGACUCGGUGGGGGACGGGACUGAGGAUUCUGUCUCCAUCUUGCGUCUAUGAAUGUACCCACCAGUGUGAGCAUCGCAAUCACAAAAAAUAGAAAAAAAUAUAUAUAUUAUGAAGUAAAUGCAUAUGUAAACACUUAAAACAUGAAGGGGGAGGGGGUCAGGGAGCAGGAGAUGGCUAAUCAAAAUCUGUUAAUUGCUGAGAUUUUUAAAAAAAAAAAAAACACUUUUUAAUGUAUUUAACAAGUAUGAUUAAUAAAUGGAGUGGUUGUAAGAAAAUUUU
This is a messenger RNA of Haplochromis burtoni (Burton's mouthbrooder), 3145 nucleotides long. RefSeq names its product guanine nucleotide binding protein (G protein), alpha 11b (Gq class) (gene gna11b). Gene Ontology annotation, molecular function: guanyl nucleotide binding; G protein-coupled receptor binding; GTPase activity. The record is from RefSeq and is a predicted model, not a curated record. The transcript has 8 exons. Lineage: Eukaryota; Metazoa; Chordata; Actinopteri; Cichliformes; Cichlidae. Gene Ontology annotation, cellular component: heterotrimeric G-protein complex. Bases 1015 to 2223 code for a protein of 402 amino acids. Gene Ontology annotation, biological process: phospholipase C-activating dopamine receptor signaling pathway; action potential; adenylate cyclase-modulating G protein-coupled receptor signaling pathway.